AUGAAUCUAAUUAUAUAAUAGAUUUAUCCAAUACAUGCUAAAGGGGGUGCUGCUAAAAUAAUUACUAAUUAAUUUGUGUGUACGAAUUCAAUUUUUCAAAACAUAUUGACUUAAACUAGUGCAAUUUUUGAUAUUAAAACCAAAGGUUUGGGUGUUGUUAAAUUAAAUAACGUUUCAAGCAAUCUAAUAUUAAGCACUUAAAGAGACAGCAACGAUAAUUUUGGAUGUAUUAACAUUAAUUCUUAAAACAGUAAAUUAGAUUUAGAAAUAUCAAAUUCAAAUUUUACAAAAGUAGAAAAUGGAAUGAGCUCAGCAAUACUUAGUGUCAAACCAUCAUAAAGAGAAACUACAAUAUAACUUAGAUAAAUACAGAUAAUAAAUUGUUUUUCCUUUUUAAACUAAAUAUUUUAAAUAGAGUUCUCAAAUUACAACGAUCAAAAGUUAAAUCAAUUAUCAAUUAGAAAUAUGAAUAUUAUCUUCGAUGAAGUAGAAUGGAUAAUUUAUUUAUCAAGAUUUGGAUAGUUAAGUUCUCCUGAAAUAGCAUACAUUAUCGAUGAUAAUUCAAUUAUAAACAUGGCUGGAGGUUUAAUUUCCAUCAAUUCAUUUGCACUUUAAGGAAUUAUCAUAUCUCCAAUUUUAAAAAUAUUAAACGCCUAAAAAUUAGAAAUUAGAAAUUGCUUUUUCAAUGAUGUGAAAUCCUUCUAUUCUUAGCAGCUUAUUAUUUUAAAUCAAUAAUUAAAUACAACAAUUUUAUUUAAAAAAAAGAAAUUUAAAGAUUUUCGAUCUAUUAUUUUAAUAUUGAUUAGUACUAAAUCGAUAAAAUACCAUAAUUUAGAGUUAUAGAAUGUUAGCUUUUAUAAUUGUCUUAAUUAUCUGAUUUGAAUUCAAUACUCAUAAUAAAUGAAAAUAUUAAAUAAUUUUACAAAUUGUCCCAAAGAGUAAACUAAUUGCUUAUUAGUAUUUUAAGUUCAAAUAGUGAAUUAAAAUUAAUCUUCAAUUAAGUGAAAUUGAUUUAAAAUAACUGUUUGAAUUGCUCUUUGGGAUUAUUUUUUUUUAGUCUUUCGGACUACAAAGAAUUGACAAUCUUUAGUGUUACUAGAAUUAAAUAUAAGAAUAUGGAUGCUUAUAUCUAAAAGCUUAUCAAUAGAAUAGUAAACAAUAAGCGCUGAUUUAGAAUUCUUUAUUUAUUAGUAACAAUGGCAGUUAAGGCAGUGGCAUAUAGGCUGAAAAUAUUAAGUUGUUAAUACGAUAAUGCAAAAUACUUGGAAAAUAAGCACUCAAAAAAGGAGGAGGAAUUUAAUUAGAUAUCAAUAAAAAUGAGUUCAAUAUUUAUCAAUCUAUCAUCAUGUUGAAUAAGGCUAAGGCUGGAGGCGGCAUUUCCUUUCAAUCGCAGAGUAAUCUAAAUAAGGAAAAUUUUUAAAAAUUCAUUUUUAAGUUUUAACUAUGCAGAAGUUUAUGCAAAUAACCUUAUUGA
Molecule: messenger RNA, 1474 nt
Organism: Paramecium octaurelia
Lineage: Eukaryota; Ciliophora; Oligohymenophorea; Peniculida; Parameciidae
Source: the annotation of a GenBank genome assembly